Xiphophorus couchianus (Monterrey platyfish) is the source of this 590-nucleotide messenger RNA. RefSeq names its product fatty acid binding protein 4b (gene fabp4b). The record is from RefSeq and is a predicted model, not a curated record. The coding region runs from base 117 to 521 and encodes 134 amino acids. NCBI's taxonomy places the organism in Eukaryota, Metazoa, Chordata, Actinopteri, Cyprinodontiformes, Poeciliidae. Gene Ontology annotation, molecular function: lipid binding. The transcript has 4 exons.
AUUGGUGGGUGGGAGUUAUCCUCCGGCUUGAAAUAGGGAAGUUUGUCACAUCGCCGGUGUCGGCUUCUGGAUUGUGAAGUGUUUCGUGGUGCUGAUUGAGCUCUUUCUCUGGCAUCAUGGUCGAGCAGUUUGUUGGAAAGUGGACUCUAGUUUCCAGCGACAACUUCGAUGAAUAUAUGAAGGCAGUCGGUAUGAGCUUUGCCACUCGCCAGAUGGGGAACCUGUCAAAGCCCAACCUGAUCAUCACUGUGGGGGAUGACGGGGUUAUUUCAAUAAAGGCUGAGAGCACUUUGAAGACGACCGCGGUCCAGUUCAAGCUGAAUGAAGAGUUUGAUGAGACGACGGCAGACGGUCGCAAGGCGAGGUCCAUCUUCACCUUUGAGAAUGGAAAACUUAUGCAGAAACAAUCCUGGGAAGGAAAGACUACCACCCUGGAGAGGGAGGUUCAAGAUGGAAAACUUACGGCUAAAUGUAUCAUGGCUGAUGUUGUUGCAGUUAGGACCUAUGAAAAGGCAGAAUAACCUCCCUGUGAUGAACCAGAUGCUAAUGGAUUGAGGGUUUUGAAGCUCUAAAUAAAACCUGUGAUGCUA